AUGCGAAAGUUGGAAAGGUUCUUCGACUGGUACGGGCAGUUUGUGGCUAGGAGACCGUUCUUUUUCAUUGUAACAAUAAUAAUAAUCUGCGUUUGGCUUUUUUCACGUGCCUCUUUCAGUUAAUUCCUGCAUUACUCACUAUACUCUCAACCUAUGGAUUCCUGUCAUUUCACAGUCAGGACGACAUCUGGGACAUUUACGCGCCGACGAAUGGGUUAUCAAGGGUGGAAGAGACGGCAAUGAAGAGAUUCGAGUACGCCUCCGGAUCACAUCAUCAUCGGGUUAGUGAGGGGAAUCCGGAAGCAGACAGUAGCUGGCAGGGUUCAGAUGCAAGUGUUGGUAUCCAAGAAGAACAGAGGGAACAUACUUACGAACGAGGCACUUGAGGAGGUGUCCCUGGCACACAAGGUCAGCUUCCCCUUGUCUCCUUGAACCAUUCAUUUGUUCCAGUUCGUUGCGGACAACAUCACCGCUUCGAAUGGCCAUCAUCACAUCGCUUACAAAAACCUCUGCGGAAUCUACUGCAAUGACAGCAACGCGGCCGUUCUCGCUUUCCUUCAGGCUGCCAUCAAUGACACCUCCAGGAGCUCGUUCAAAUUGACGUUCCCGAAUGCGGAGGCUCUCCAGAAAAAGAUCUUCAUCGGGUAUUCCAUUGGUGAUUUGAAAAUUGAAAAGGUGUUCGUGACGGAAGCAAAAAUGGUCAUUCUGCAUUAUAUGGUGGACACGUCACUUCCGAACGGAAAACUUUUGGCGGCCGACUUUGAGAACAAGCUCCGAUCGUUUUUCGCUUCGAUCACGGAUAUCUCCCAUCAUAUCAAGUACUCCGUCCUUUCGAGAACGAGGGAACUGGAGGAACAGAGGUAGUUCGCACAUUGUCUUUCCGGAAUGGAGCCCUCCUUUCCAGAGCAAUCACCAUAACUUCUCUGCCUUUCCUCGGACUCACCAUCAUCGUUUUGACCUUGUUCAUGCUCAUCACUCUCGUCCGUAUUCCCUUGUACACUAGUCAGCAUUGGGAGGUAAUAAAUUUGCCCGUUUCCGUCCAGUUUCAUUUCGUUUUUCUGUUCAGAGUAUCGUCGGAGUUCUCUCUCCAGGAAUGGCCCUCUGGACAACAACUGGUCUCCUCUGGGGCCUCGGUUAUCCAUUCAGUAACAUUCUGACGGUAGUCCCAUUCCUUGUUGUUACCAUUGGGAUUGACGACGCUUUUCUGGUGCUUGCCGGUUGGAGACAGUCCACGUGAGUGCGAAAGAUCGGAUUUGGAGGUCUAUAAAAUGUCACAGAAAGGGAGAAUCGCUGGAAGUUCGUCUCGGACAGUCCGUCGCCAUCUCCGGUGCCUCAGUCACAGUCACUUCCGUCACCGGUAACUCUUCCUUAUCUUGCUCUCUUUUCAAUUAUUCCCUUUCAGAUGUUGCCUGUUUCGCCACUGGACUCUUCUCCAACAUGCCCGUCGUCCAGCUGUUUUGUCUUUACACAACCGUCGCUUUGGCCAUUGAUUUCGUCUACCAAAUGACAUUCUUCACGGCGCUCGUCGGAAUAUUCGUCAGAAAGCAGGUGGACAUCGAGAAGGAACAAGUGAAGAACGAGCCGAAAGUGGAGAAGACGAAGGACAUCGACACUUCCACUUCCUCUCUCGUGUCGCUCCUCAUUUUCGUGCCCACAAUUUCGCAAGAAGCGCACACGAGAAGCCUUCUGGAGGUGUUCAUCGACUUUUUGCACACGGGCGUUGCCAAAAUCUUCGUCGUCGUUGUGUUUUUUGCCCAUAUCGCUGUACUGUAUCUGCCUUUUCUCUGUCCCGCUCAUCUAUUAUUUUCAGAUUUGUCUCGCCCUCGUUUCCCAAGUAAACACUGAUUUCGAUAUGGAGAAUCUGUAUCUGGAGGAUUCUCCGUUGACGGACAUCUCCAGAAGGAUGCAGAACUUCGUGCUCGGGGAGGCGUUCGUCGUGAACUUCGGAGUGCAUCCGAUGCCGGACUUUGAUAAUGCGACCAUCAGGGAAAAGUUCGAGGAGAUGGUGAAGCAGUUGGAGACGAUGCCGGAAUACGGAGCGGGCAAGGAGAACACGAAUCUGUGGACGAGGGAGUAUUCGAACGUACGCGUCUUUCGAGGUCUCUUUUCAUAUUAAAUUCAUUCCAGGCGGUUGCAUUCUGGGGAGAGACUGAAGAUUUCUGGCACCGCGAGGACAUGGUCAGCAACUACAGAGAGUACGGAAUGGAGGAAAAGUACAUCACUCUUGCGAACGAUACGAACGGAGACGAAGUCAUCGACGGAUUCUUCUUCACCAUCACUUACCACAACUUCUCGAACUUCCUCCAAGUGGAGGCAUUCCUCACGGACCGUCGUGCCAUUCUCUCCGCCUAUUCCCCCUAUUUCACCGUGCUCUCCCACCAUCCAUUCGAGAAGGUCCCCACCGAAUCGGCCGCCUCCGCUCCAUUCAAUUUCGUCUCCACGUCUGUGUCGGCCGUCGUCCUGAUGUCCUUGCUCGUUCUGGUGUUUGUCAUGAACUUCGAAGCGAUCAUCUCGGUCGUCGUCUCGAUCGUUUCUAUUUGUCUCGGAAUUGUCGUCUAUCUCCAUCUGUGGGGUGUGAAUCUCGACGCCGUCUCGCUCAUUUCGAUGCUCAUGUCCAUCGGCUUCUCUGUCGAUUACUCCGCCCACGUCUGUUAUCACUACUUCGCCCAUGUUCAUGUCGAUGUAAGUGCCUCUCCCUUCUCCCGUUCAACUUCUGAAUUAUUCCAGGAGCAACUCUGGAGGUCUCACAGCUACGCGGAGACCCGAGAUCGUCUUCUGAGCACAUUCCGCGGGGUCGCGUGGCCAGUCAUGCAGUCCGGAUUGUCGACGAUACUCGGAAUGUUCCCUCUGAUGUUCGUGCGCGCGUACGUCGUCGCCGUCUUCUGGAAGACCGUCAUCCUGGUCGGCAUCCUCGGAAUGCUCCACGCUCUCGUUCUCCUACCCGUCAUUUUUAUUCUGACCCAUGACGUGAAGCUUGCGUUCCUACGGAAAAGGAUCAUUUCUCCGACUUCGCAUUCAUUGGAACUCGCCUCAUAA
Messenger RNA from Caenorhabditis sp. 36 PRJEB53466, 3036 nucleotides. The record is from the annotation of a GenBank genome assembly. Lineage: Eukaryota; Metazoa; Nematoda; Chromadorea; Rhabditida; Rhabditidae.